GCACCAUCCGCACGUUUAUAAGUACAUCCAUAAGAUACACCAUGAAUGGACAGCUCCUAUAGGCAUUAUAUGUAUAUAUGCUCAUCCUUUAGAGCACUGUCUCGUUAAUAUGACGCCUGUCAUUUUAGGACCAAUAAUAAUGGGAUCACACUUAGCUACAGCAUGGGUGUGGUAUUUUGUUACACUUGUAUCCACAACUAUAUCCCAUUGUGGUUAUCAUUUCCCUUUCCUACCAUCACAAGAAGCACACGAUUUUCACCAUCAAAUGUUUAUGAACUGUUUUGGUGUACUUGGUAUUCUUGAUCGUGUUCAUGGAACAGACAACAUUUUCAGGGCCAGCAAAGCAUACAAAAGAGACAAGAUAUUACUAAGUCUGACACCGAUGUCUCAACAAUAUCCAGAUUAACCAUAAAAUAUUAAACUGUAUCUGGAGACAACAACUCAUUCCUACAAUCAUUUAGUGGUUACAAAUAUUGCGUUUCCGUGGAUCAGACAACAUUUUCAGGGCCAACACAGCAUACAAAAGAGACAAUUUAUUACUUAGGCUGACACCGAUGUCUCAAAUAUAUGAAGAUCAUCCAUAAAAUACUAAACUGUAUC
Molecule: messenger RNA, 600 nt
Organism: Mytilus trossulus (common blue mussel)
Lineage: Eukaryota; Metazoa; Mollusca; Bivalvia; Mytilida; Mytilidae
Product: fatty acid hydroxylase domain-containing protein 2-like
Exons: 2
Coding region: 110-406 (98 amino acids)
Biological process (GO): sterol biosynthetic process
Cellular component (GO): endoplasmic reticulum membrane
Molecular function (GO): C-4 methylsterol oxidase activity
Source: RefSeq, a predicted model, not a curated record